Molecule: messenger RNA, 813 nt
Organism: Paramecium tetraurelia
Lineage: Eukaryota; Ciliophora; Oligohymenophorea; Peniculida; Parameciidae
Exons: 2
Source: RefSeq, a predicted model, not a curated record
AUGGAUAGUGACAAUAAUAAACGUUUCAAUUUUGAUCACCUUUCUCAAAGAUAGCUUAAGAAUAGACUCUACAAAAACAUCAAUCGAUAUGAUCCUACCGAACGAAAACUUACUUAACCACUCUCGAAUGCAUCAAACCCAUAUUUGAUACCCAAAAUUUCAAAAUAGAGAUUAGAACCAAUUAUAUCACCUCAAGUCAAUUUGGGUGUGACCAUUUAAUAAGGUAGAAUUCUGCUUGAUCAAUCUGCAUAUCAAUCUGGCAAAAACAUUAGAAAUGAUACUUCUUUUGCCUAUGAUCACUCUAAAAAACCUAAGAACUUAUCGCCCUUGGAACAAAGACUCUAAAGUGAUUAUGGAAUGAGCAUGUUGGACGAUGCAUAAAACCCAAAUUCAUCAGUCAAUGAUUCUAUCAUAAAUCUAUUUCAAUUCCCUGAGAGAAAGAAAGACACAUCUAUAUUAAAAAAAGAAUUAAAAAAAUAAAAGAAGAAAUAGCUACAGUAAUCCUACUUGUCUCCUAUGGAUUUCAUUUACCUCAUUAAAACAGAUCCUGAAAUGGCUAAUCAAUUUUGUUAUUUGAAUAAAAGAGAUCAUGCCUAUGAUUAUGAAAUCGUAGAGUUUGAGGAUCGAAAUGAUAAAGAGUACAUGACGAUAAGUGCAAGAGGCAUUACAUAUUAUCAAAACGAGGAGACUACUUUCCUAACCAUUGAAGAAUGGUAAAGAGAGGCCAAUCUUCUUUUAAGACCUACAGGAAAAUCGACUUUUUCAGAAAAUACAAGUUGUGGAAAAACUUCUUCUUAUGGAAAAGACUCAUGA